CGUCAUCUGGAGGCGGAAGCGCAGCGGGGGCGGGAAGGUUGUAGAGCCGCACGUUGGGAUCGGCUUGCCGGUGUUUGAGUGGUCGCGCCCCCUUGGAGAACGCGAUCCGAACGCGAGGCUGUUCCGGGCGCUCUCGCGUCCCUGGUGAUUGUAAAGUGCUGACCAAUUGCCACUGAACAUAGUUGAAACAGAAAAUAGGAAGAUGGCAGCAAACCCUUCAGGACAAGGUUUUCAAAACAAAAAUAGAGUUGCAAUCUUGGCAGAACUGGACAAAGAGAAAAGAAAAUUACUAAUGCAGAAUCAAUCUUCAACAAAUCAUCCUGGCGCUAGCAUUGCACUUUCGAGACCCUCCCUUAAUAAGGACUUCCGGGACCAUGCUGAGCAGCAGCAUAUUGCAGCCCAACAGAAGGCAGCUUUGCAGCAUGCACAUGCGCAUUCGUCCGGAUACUUCAUAACUCAAGACUCUGCCUUUGGGAAUCUUAUUCUUCCUGUUUUACCUCGCCUUGACCCAGAGUGAAGAAAAUACUUGUAACGAAAGUGACUUUGUAAUAGCAGAUGCCAAAGCUACUAUCAUUUAGUGCUAUAUAAGCUGUGACUUUCAGAAUUUCGGUGAACUUUUAUAUUUGCUUUUUUAUAAGAAAGGCUUGUGUAAAGGAAAGCAAAAAAAGGAGGAUAACCAGGAUGAUGAGAGUUUUGAAAGCUGUAUUAUCUGAGGACUUGAUGAUGCGACCUGUGACUGUAACUUAUUUGUAAUGCAGUUUGGUUUUAAUGCUACAUCAUACUCUGAAUUGAUGGUAACAUAAUCUCAGCCCCCAGCCCCCAACUAGUUGGACUGAAUACAUCAUGUCCACAAUAGACUUUUAAGAACCAUUUAUAGUACUUAACUUUAAAUAACAAGGGUGCUUUUUAAAAAUGUAAACCAAAAGGCUUAAAUAAGUUACAUUCAUAUUGCUGUUUAUAGAAUUGGUAUCAGUGUAUUUUUUGAGUUUAUAGUCACUAUAUCAACCUGAAAUAUUCUCUAACUCCUAACUAGUUUGCCUAUUCUCAAUUUUCAAAGAAAACCCAAGGUAAGACUAAGUUCCCAACCAGUCUUAAUAUGCCACUAUAAAUUAUGUGACUAAAUGCUAUUAAAAACAAUUAUAAUAAAUGUGGUUUUAAAUUUUGUACAUGCUUUUAUUUAGUGUUACAACAUAAGUGGUGUGCCUGUGUCGUUUAUUGUUCAUUUUUGUUCCAAUUAAAAAUGUAUGCAAGUUGAGCCCCUUUUUAAUUACUUUAAGGAGGAAGGAGUUAGAUUAAGCAGUUUCUCAACAUGACACAUCUUUAACAGAAUCUGGGGUGCUUCUUUAAAUAUGCAGUCCUUACUACCUUACCUUAGUCCUACAGAAUUAGAAUCUAUAAUUCAAAAUAAAGUCUGAUAACCAUGGGUUAGAGAAUGCAGUUUUUAUGAUAUGUGUUUAUAAAUUCAUAGAUUUGUAGGUCCCUGAAACUUAGAGGUCAUUAAGCUAAAAUCUACAUUGAAACUUAGAGGUCAUUUAGCUAAAAUCUACAUGAUUUUACUUUUAAUAAGAUUGAAAUGAUACCUUAUACUAUAUCACAGAUAUAGUAUUUUAUAUAACUGCUUAUAAGUGAUCUCAUCUUGGCCUUGAGUCCUCAUCCUCUCCAGUGAUAGGAUUAAAUUUAACCUUAAAAUUCCAGUUUGGGUCAAUAUUUAUUCAAAUUCACCUCCCUUUUCAAAAACUUUCUUCUCGCUGCUUGCCCAAAUAUUUGCACCAAACACACAGCCCCAUCUUACUCGAAUUGAGGCAGGUGUGGACAAUUCUAGACUUGGCUGUGCCGUUUAAAUCUUUCUCUUGAGAUUUUGAACUGUUUUCUUCAGUUGGGUGAGUUGGCAGCUGUCCCCAUUGUAAUGGUCACCAUUAACAGCAAAGGUGUCCUUACUCCUGCUGCCGAGCAUCUCCCCAGGGGCCUCUGGCUCCUGUCCUGCCUCAGGUCUAUCCAGCUCAUCCGUGGGCCUCCUUCCAGUGGCCCGCAUUUUCUUGAAUGAAUUUGACUAAGUUUGCACUCUUUGUGAUCCAUAACCUAAAUCCAUGGUUCUAAAUCUAUCUACUUGAUGCCAGGGAGAUAGAAAAUAUGGAAUGUAGUUUUUACGCUAGUAAAGCCUCUACCUAAUGUGGGACUUUUAUAACCUAGGUUAAAGAGAUCUUUUUUCCAGUGGUGUCUUUUGUAGCCUCUUGGCCUUUUAAAUAGAUGUUGCCUAAAUCCUCCAGCCUGGCUAGUAAGAACAUCUACCCACCCCUCUCUUUUGACUCGCUUACAAAUUCAGUUCAACUCCUUAUGUAUUUAUUAAUACCCACUCUGUAAAACACUGUGCUUUAGGGUGGAAAGGUGAGUGAUAGCUGCUCUUAGGGAGGUGAAGUGGAGAGGAGCCUACUAGCAGUGAUGAUAAAGGAAGGCAGAGCGCAGUGAGUGGCAUGGCAGAGGCACCCUGGAGCACGGAGCAGUCUAGAAAGGCCUAGAAAUAUUGAUACGAUUUCACCUGGCAAGGAAGGGAGGAGCUGCUUCAGGCAGAGGUCGAGGUUUCAGAAUCAAGAGAAGGGGACGCUAAGACACUUGUGAGGACUGCUGAGGACAGCAGAAAGGGCAGCAGUGGACUCAGUCAGAAGCCCUGAGGUGAGGUUUCAGUGUUGCUCCCUCAGACUCGGGGUGAACUUGGCUAACUCGCCUAACUGCUCUUUACAUGUCAACUCCGUCCCCUCUGUAACAGGAACAGAACACUGCCUAAUUCGUCAAUUGUCUAGAUCAGUAUUUUUCAAAGUGCAGGUCUCAACCUGUUACUGAAUUGAGAAGCCCACUUAAUGGCUUAAUGGGGUGUGAGCAGCAUUUUUUUUUUUAAGUAAAAUAGAAAACAUCAGGAUGACAUAGCGUGUAGUAAUAAGGUUUUGUUUCAUGGAUUUUCUGUUUCUGUGUAUGUGUGUUUUACUUACUUUGUUUAUUGUAUGUUCCACCCGUAUGUGAGGUCUCGGAAGGCAGGGAUGUUUGUUUCCCUCCUUCCCUUCCUCUGUUUACUACUAUAUUCCGCUUAGAAUAGUAUUUGGCAUAUAACAGACGGUCAGUACCGACCUAUUGAAUGAAUGAACAAAUAUAGAUGACCUGGAUCAUGAUGUAAAGAGUAUUGUUUUUUUUACUGUGAGUCAUGGCAAUAAAGUUUUGAAAGCCACUGCUAAAUAAUACAGAUGAUAGUGCUUUGUACGAUUCUGGAAUAAAAACGGAAUUGACACAAUAA
Messenger RNA from Hipposideros armiger (great roundleaf bat), 3283 nucleotides. RefSeq names its product INTS3 and NABP interacting protein (gene INIP). Gene Ontology annotation, biological process: DNA repair. Gene Ontology annotation, cellular component: nucleoplasm; nucleus; SOSS complex. The transcript is spliced from 5 exons. The record is from RefSeq and is a predicted model, not a curated record. NCBI's taxonomy places the organism in Eukaryota, Metazoa, Chordata, Mammalia, Chiroptera, Hipposideridae. The coding region runs from base 203 to 517 and encodes 104 amino acids.